Messenger RNA from Dendronephthya gigantea, 1180 nucleotides. Its product is annotated as putative methyltransferase C9orf114 homolog. The record is from RefSeq and is a predicted model, not a curated record. The transcript is spliced from 7 exons. NCBI's taxonomy places the organism in Eukaryota, Metazoa, Cnidaria, Anthozoa, Malacalcyonacea, Nephtheidae. Bases 94 to 1041 code for a protein of 315 amino acids.
GGGCUAGAGAUUGAAACAAAAGAAAAGCAACGUGCGAAGAUUAAGAAGAAAAAGCGUAAAAGAAAGUCAUCUGAUUCCGAAUGUAAUGGAAAUAUGAAGAAAAAGCUCCUGUCACAAAAAGGUCGUGAUUACACAGUGAGCAUUGCUCUGCCUGGUUCUAUUCUAAGCAAUGCUCAAUCAUUAGAAUUAAGAACAUAUUUAGCAGGACAGAUAGCACGUGCCCUGGUGGUUUUCAACAUUGAUGAAGUAAUCGUCUUUAAUGAAACAUGUCAAAGUACAGCAAGCGUUGAUACAACAUUCCGAGGUGCAGGGAAAAAAUCUGACCCAAAUAUACUCCUAGGAAGAAUCCUGCAAUAUUUGGAGUGCCCUCAGUAUCUAAGGAAGUCAUUCUUUCCCAGGCACCCAGAUUUACAGUAUGCAGGUUUGCUCAAUCCUUUGGAUUGUCCUCACCACAUGAGAGCAACAGACAUGCUGCCAUUUAGAGAAGGCAUAGUUGUAAACAGACCAGUUAAAGAUGGUCACGGUUCAUUGGUCAAUGUUGGACUGCAGAAAGAAGUCUCUAUUGAUAAACGAUUAAAAGCUGGUACAAGAGUCACAGUAAAGCUAGCUUAUAAAGAUAAAAAAGAUGUCGAAGUAGAAAGUGCGUGUGUUGUGCCACCAAGUCAACCACGGACAGAAGAAGGGCUAUACUGGGGUUAUACAGUCAGACUGGCCCAUACAUUCAGUGCUGUGUUCACAAAGUCACCUCAUAAACAUGGUUACGAUCUCACCAUUGGUACUUCAGAACGAGGGACAGCAAUUGAUGAAAUUGAGUUAAAGAAGUUUCAGCAUUUAUUAAUAGUCUUUGGUGGAUUACAAGGUCUUGAAGCAAGUUUGGAAUCAGAUGAAUCGCUAAAUGCUAUGGAUCCCAGUUCAUUAUUUCAUCAUUAUAUAAACACAUGUCCUGAGCAGGGCAGUAGGACUAUACGGACAGAAGAGGCAUUGUUAAUUACAAUGUCAGCUCUAAGACCUCACAUUAAAAUAGCUAAUCAAAAAGGCUAAUUAGUAAGGCAAAUGCUGGAAAUAUCACGCUUCAUAGAGAAAUAUGGACAUACGUACAGAACCCAUAUAUGCCAUUUUAUUAAAAUUGGUGUAUGUUAAUUAAUCAACCUGCUAUUGGUACAUGUUCCCACUGAUUGUU